Molecule: messenger RNA, 773 nt
Organism: Fopius arisanus
Lineage: Eukaryota; Metazoa; Arthropoda; Insecta; Hymenoptera; Braconidae
Gene: mRpS34
Product: mitochondrial ribosomal protein S34
Exons: 2
Coding region: 107-703 (198 amino acids)
Biological process (GO): mitochondrial translation
Cellular component (GO): mitochondrion; mitochondrial small ribosomal subunit
Molecular function (GO): structural constituent of ribosome
Source: RefSeq, a predicted model, not a curated record
CUCGUGCCGUGAUAAAAACAACAUAACCUCGGUGAAUCUGGAUACUGGUGAACCGAGUAAAGUGCUUUAUUGAUUUAGAAAAAACCAUUAAGAAUUUAUUUACACAAUGCCAGUGCAACUCAUCGGUCGCACCACUGAUUUUUGUGGAAAAACUCUUUGGGAACUCGUUGGCAAUCUCAAAAAUCAUGGAAAAGACAGAAUAGUCAUCAGGCAGCGGUUUCAACGUUACCCUGAGCCCUGUUUCAUAAAAAUUUUGAAAGUCGGAGCUCUACCUCCAGAGGUUUUCACGUCACCCAAACAUGCGCCAAUACACAGUCGAAAAUGUAUGGCUCUGGUAGAAACGACAUUCAGAGGAAAAAAAGAUUCACGCAUAAGUCAGAUGGAUCGAUCAACCUACAAAACUGAUUUUCGAUUGGUACCAAAAGACGAGGAGCAUAAGUAUCUGAACUGGAUUGAUCGUCCUGAAGUGAUUUUACCAAGAACGAUGGAAUUACCUCCUCUAUUACGUGAAAUUAUGGUGAGGAAUCUCAGGGCGAAGGGACAGAAAGUCGAUACACCUCCACAAAUGACGAUACAGUACAAUAAGACAGGUAUCAAGAUCUAUCGAGUUGCUGAGGAAGGAGAGACACCUACGAUUGUACCCACUAUUUCUCUGGGUCCACCAGCCAGUCCUCAACUCUAUACAAAUGUCAAACCCAUUUAAUUAAGGGGUAGUUGAACAUACCGGAGCUUUAAUUGUACAGUCAUUGAAAAUAUAACAUUUGUAAGUUGAA